Cladocopium goreaui is the source of this 585-nucleotide messenger RNA. Lineage: Eukaryota; Dinophyceae; Suessiales; Symbiodiniaceae. The record is from the annotation of a GenBank genome assembly.
AUGGCGCCCAAGAAGAAAACGGAGAAGGUGGAGGAAGAAGUUCCGCAGUCAGAGGACCGCACCGACCAUUGGCGACACCCAGAUGAACCGGAAGAGCCGGAGAUCCUGAAGAAAUGUCUGCGGGCUCCUGGUCAGCUCUACUAUGGAGACUGCAAGGCGGGCUACAAGGAACGCAAAGGCAGAUGGAUCAGACAUGGCAAGGGACUGCAGGUGGUGACAGCACUGGCUCCAAUGCCACAUGCCUUCGAGACGGUGGUUCUUUCCAGCUACGAAGGUCAGUGGGAAGAAGAUCAGCCAGAUGGCGAGGGAAGCUACAAGUGGAGUGAUGGGAGUUCCUAUGAAGGAAACAUGGAGCAAGGAAAGAUGCACGGCCAGGGCCGCUUUGUUUGGCCGGAUGGCAGUAGCUAUGAAGGCAGCUGGUUUCAGGGUGCCUUACAUGGACAGGGUCGCUUUGACUCGCGCUUCGAUGGAGGUCGCUACAUGCAAGGGCAGUUCCACUACAACUGCUUUCAAAAGUCCGACGGUCGUUGGGUGGACAUCUUGCAGCACAUCAAAAGCCACGAACUCAGGGAGCAACCAGGCUGA